AUGCGGCAUUGUGGUGGCGGGCGGUGGUUUCCGGUGGGCGCGGGCAGCGGCUGGGAAGCGCAGGGGGUGCUCAAGAAUGCAAAGGCAACGAUGGGGAGAACACCAGCGGCGGCGGGGAGAGCAUUGGCGGUGGCGGGGAGGGCGCCAGAGGACGAGCGUCAGCGGGGCCGGAGGGGGCCAGUGGCUGUGGCAGAUGCGUGGGAUUUGUCUCUAAAUAAUCUUGCUGGUGUUUUGCCCUCUUCUCUUGGCCAAUUAUCAAGCCAACUUUCUCUUUUAAAAUUAUUCUCAAACAAAAUCGAGGGAAACAUACCAAGCAGCAUUAGCAACCUAACAAUGUUGUCAUACUUAGACUUAUCUUACAAUCUUUUCAAUGGAACUAUUCCAUCCUCACUUGGUCAAUUUUCACAUCUUGAAAGAGUGUAUCUUCAAGGAAACAAUUUACGUGGAAGUAUUCCAAAAUUGUUAGGUCAAGCAAAAAGUUUUGGGAGGUUAGAAUUGAGUGAAAACAUGCUUUCAGGUUUAAUUCCAAAUAGUCUGGGUGAUCUCCCACAAUUAAGACAUCUUUAUCUGCAUCACAAUCAACUAUCAGGGAGAAUUCCUAGUAGUUUAGGGAGAUGCCAAACUUUGGAGUUGAUAGACUUGUCUCACAACAAACUAAGAGGAAAUAUUCCCCCAGAGUUCUUGGGUCUUAAAAAUCUCCAGUUUUAUUUCAACAUUUAUAGCAAUUUAUUACAAGGUUCUCUUUUGGAGAUGAGCAAGAUGGCAAUGGUCCAAGCAAUAGAUGUAUCUGUCAACAACUUCUCAGGUGAAAUUCCAAUUGCACUAUCAAGUUGCACAAAUUUACAAUAUUUGAAUCUUUCAUGGAAUUCAUUCAAUGGUACAAUUCCAACAGCAUUAGCAAAUCUCAAAAACCUUGUGGACAUUGAUCUCUCUAGCAAUAAUUUGUCAGGUGUAAUUCCAAUGGCUUUCCAAGAGAUGAAAACACUUCAACAUAUCAAUCUUUCUUCAAAUAGGUUAAUAGGAGAGGUUCCAAAGGGAGGAGCUUUUGCAACACUUAAUCAGUCAGCAAUUGUGGGAAAUCUUGGCCUUUGUGGCACAUGGAUAAAAUUGUCACCAUGCUCCAAAGAUAAAUUUUCAUCUAUCACUAAGAAGGGGAUAAUUCCUAUUGUGGUUGGAAUUACAAUUUUCAUCAUGUCUUUGCUAUUGUUUGCAAUUUCCUAUAGAUGGAGAAAUAGAAAGAUACCCACUCUGAAUGUUGGGCCCCCACAAAUCUCAUACAAAGAGCUUGUAGGUGCAACUAAUGGAUUCAAUGAAGACAAUCGUAUAGGAAUUGGUACUUUUGGAUCCAUUUACAAAGGGAUUCUAAACAAUGGUACAAAUAUUGCUGUUAAAGUUCUCAAUUUGAAAGAUGAAAAUACUCUCCAAACUUUUAAUAGAGAAUGUAAUGUGCUAAAAAGAGUUAGGCAUCGCAAUGUGAUCAAAAUCAUUUCAGUUUGUUCCAACCUUGAUUUUAAAGCAUUGAUUCUUCCAUUCAUGUCAAAUGGAAGUUUGAGGAGAUGGUUAUAUCCCGAAGGAGGAGAUGAAUGCCAAUUAAUUUUGGCUGACCGAUUAAGAAUAGCAAAAGAGAUAGCACAAGGAAUGGAAUAUCUACAUCAUCAUUGCUUUGUUCAAGUCAUUCAUUGUGACUUAAAGCGUGAUAAUGUAUUGCUCGGAGAUGAUAUGACUCCAUAUAUAUCAGACUUUGGCAUUACUAAACUCCUAUUUGGGGCUUCAAUGAACUCCUUGACUUCUACAAAUGCACUAAUGGGAUCUAUUGGCUAUAUUGCACCAAAGUAUGGGGUGGGUGGAACUAUUUCAACAAAAGGAUAUGUAUACAGCUAUGGAAUUCUACUUUUAGAGUUGUUGACCAGAAAGAGACCUACAGAUGGCUUAUUUAUAGAAGGAACAAAUCUACCAAAAUGGGUAGAUAUGAACUUUCCAAAUAAUAUCAUAGAAGUUGUGGACACCAACCUACUUAGAGAUGUUAAAGAAUCAGAAUCAUCAAUGAUAUUGUCAUGCCUUACUCAAUUUAUGCAAGUAGGGUUGGCUUGCACAAGGGAGCUACAACAACAACGACCAAAUAUGAUGGAGAUAGUCAAAAGAUUAGAAAAGAUAAGAGUGGCAUUUAUUGGUGCACAAUCAUUGCAAUUGCCCAUAGAUAUUUUGCCUUUACUUGAGAGUACAAGUGAUCUAAAAAAUACUAGUUCUGAGAGGGAUGAAAAUUGGUCUACAUCUACAUUUUAG
Molecule: messenger RNA, 2283 nt
Organism: Cryptomeria japonica (Japanese cedar)
Lineage: Eukaryota; Viridiplantae; Streptophyta; Pinopsida; Cupressales; Cupressaceae
Product: putative leucine-rich repeat receptor-like serine/threonine-protein kinase At2g24130
Exons: 3
Coding region: 1-2283 (760 amino acids)
Biological process (GO): protein phosphorylation
Molecular function (GO): protein binding; protein kinase activity; ATP binding
Source: RefSeq, a predicted model, not a curated record